This is a messenger RNA of Musa acuminata AAA Group (dessert banana), 1538 nucleotides long. RefSeq lists its product as uncharacterized. Lineage: Eukaryota; Viridiplantae; Streptophyta; Magnoliopsida; Zingiberales; Musaceae. The coding region runs from base 225 to 1379 and encodes 384 amino acids. The record is from RefSeq and is a predicted model, not a curated record. Gene Ontology annotation, molecular function: nicotinamide-nucleotide adenylyltransferase activity; ATP hydrolysis activity. The transcript is spliced from 12 exons. Gene Ontology annotation, cellular component: nucleus; cytoplasm.
GGGAAGACGACGGAGAGAAGGGAGACGUGGUGAAAUAAGAACCCUAUCAGGUGUGGAUCAUUAAAUCACUGGGCGUCCCAUUAACCCUUAUCCUAUCUCAAGGUACACUUAAUAACAGCAGCUAAAACAGCGGGAUAGCGUGUGAUCGCCGCUGCCUGCGGUCCGUCUGUCGAGGGAAGCAAAACAGCGGCAGAAGAAGCCAAAAGGAGGGGUCGCGACUUGCGAUGACGGAAGGGUGCAUUCGAGCAGCGGUCGACGCUAUCCAUUCCACCCCCACUAAGGCCGUCGUCUACCUCUCCGGCGGCGCUUCCCAGGCUCUCGGAUGGCUGAUGUCCCUCCCGGGGGCGUCCAACACGAUUCUUGAAGUCGUCGUCCCCUACUCCAAGAAUUCCAUGACCCAAUUGCUCGGCAAGAUUCCUGCACAAUUUGUUAGCAACCAAACUGCAGAGGAAAUGGCACUGUUGGCAUACAAUCGUGCAUUGAAGCUUUCAAGACCAGGUUUACCAGUUUUGGGUGUUGGAUUUACGGGGUCCUUGGCUACUACAUAUACAAAACAUGGAGACCACAGAUUUUACUUGUCUACCCGAACAUGUGAUCGUCUUUGGACAUCAAGUGUUACUUUGUUGAAGGGUUUGCGAACUCGAGAAGAAGAAGACAGGGUUUCCAGUCAUUUCUUAUUAAAGGCAAUUUCAGAUGCCUGCAAAGUUUCUGCCACUUUUAGUUCAGAAUUGUAUGAAUCUGAAGUACCCGAUGAAUAUGAAAGGCAAGUUGAUGAGGAUGAGGAGCUACAACAAAUUAUUGAUGGGAAGCUUUGCAUGAAGAUUUAUGAUUUUUCUGGCGAUAAGGACACAGCUUCAGAGAGGAUGGUGAUAUUGCCAGGUUCAUUUAAUCCAUUGCAUGAUGGACAUCUGAGACUCUCGGAAAUUGCAUCAAGCAUCUGUGAGAACGGAUUUCCAUGCUUCGAGAUAUCAGUGAUCAAUCCUGACAAACCACCAUUGUCUUUGGCUGAAAUUAAAAGUCGAGUAGAACAAUUUAGAAAGGCAGGGAAAACUGUCAUUAUCUCAAACCAGCCAUACUUCUAUAAGAAAGCAGAAAUUUUCCCUGGAAGUGCCUUUGUGAUUGGGGCAGACACUGCUGUGAGGCUUAUUAAUCCGAAAUAUUAUGGUGGAAGUUAUAGCCAAAUGCUGGAGAUUCUUCUUGGCUGCAAAAGAACAGGUUGCACAUUUCUAGUUGGUGGCCGCUUGGUCGAUGGAGUUUUCAAGGUUCUUGAAGAUGUUGAUAUUCCUCAAGAGUUGAAUGACAUGUUCAUCUCCAUACCACUGGAAAAGUUUCGCAUGGAUAUUUCAUCAACCGAGAUAAGGAAGAGCAAGAACAUGUGAGCCGCAUAUGAUAACGUGAUAUGUAUUAAAAGGUACAUAAUUGAUGAAUUCGAGACUCUCCAUACUUGGAUGAAACAAGAAUAACAUUUAGAACCAUAUCAACAUUAUGACUUUUGAGUUCUUGAAAGUCAAGUAGAUAAUUGAUCUUUUGCAUGUUAA